AAGUGAAACUUUUGAUUCUUAGAUGGUUACUUUUGUUGUUACCUGUAAUGGCUGAAAAGAUUCAGCUGAAGUGGCCUGGGGCAAAAGCCAGGCCAGAUAAGCAGGAUGAUUGAUAGGGGGCCAAGGUCUACUGAUUCCACCUAGCCAGAGGCCCAAGGCCAUAUGCAUAUGAAUGGGAAGACAGUCAAGGGGUGGAGAAAAGAUGAAACUGGAAUUUUUUAAAAGGGUUAUGUGUUUAUGAUUAUGUGUUUAUCUAAAUGUACUAUGGAUGUUGAAUGUUUCUCCUACGUAGUGUUGUAAAGCAGACCUAAAUUUAUGAUAGAAAUGAAUAUUGGGUGUUAUAGAUUGCAAAGGACGUGUAACUCCACCUUCAGCCAAUACUUGAUUGGUAUGCUAAAAGGGGAGCUAGGAUUUGCCUGAGGGAAACAGGCUGUUUGAAUGCAGUAGCCCUGUGUAAAGAUUGGAGGCUUAGGUCAAAACUCUGAGCCCCACCCAGAUUUUUCUUUUGAAAAGUCAUGCAGAACUAUCUAGAACUGCUGAGAGAUCAGAAGAUUUUCAUGUGAAUGAUCUGCAAGAAAAUAAGUGUUUUGCUUUUUGAAUUUCGAGUAAGCAGUUUGCUGUUGGACUCAUCCAGGCUAGAAAAGAGAGUGUCCUUCAGAAGGAGCACCUUUCCAGGACUGGAAGUUAAAGGGAGCCAGCGAGUAGACAGCUUAGUAUGCUUGCUUGUGGUGACCACCUGGGUCCACUCAAUGAGCAGAAGUUGAGAAGUGCAGCAAUGAAGAGACAGGCUGAAUAUGGACAUGUUCCACUGGAAGUCGUUGACCUAGCCCAUGGGUUUUGGGAUAAGAGAGUGAGAGGAAGGUCUGGCUGGUCAGAAAAUAAAGGGAGUUGGUGAACUCCUGAAGUUUGCAGGUGGAACCCCUUUAUCUAGCCCAAAGGGGUUAGGGAUGGGACUGUGAAGGGGCUGUCUGAAGUGCCUGGAGAUGUGUGUGAGCUCUGGAGCCUAAGGCUACUACCCAUUGUGGCCUAGCUUGGAUGGCUAGGGAUGAGCGGACCAGAAUCCGACAGAAUGAAGAGGAAGACGUUUGGCAUCUUAAGCUGGUGUAGAUUGCUGCAAUUUGAUGGCUUGCUCUGGACUGUACUUUGCUUAUGGAUGCAGAUGCUCUUAGUUACAACUGGAACAGAAGAUUCUUUAAGACCAGGGAACAUGUUUGUCUUCUCAUAGUACUGGUUUAAUAGGGACGGGCAAUUUAAACAUUACCUAUCUAAAAUGGGAGAAGAGAAAGGCAUGAAGUGGUUGUGCUUACCUGAAAUGAGGAGGACGAGAGAGGAUCCCCACUGAAUAGAUUCCUCUUUUCCUGAUAGGUCGGGGUAAGAGAGGAUGGAGAAGAUGUCAAUAUAAUUAUAUGAUUCAUUUUUGAGUGUUGAUUGUUAACAGGGUUAACUGUGAUUGUAAAAACUAAUUGUAGAAGCUGUAAGUGUGAAAGUGUGGACUAAGAGGGAGUCACUGCUGAAUUUGAGUACGGUGACCAAACCUAAAGGUCCUUAAAUGUUUUGCUAUGCUGAUACCUUGUGAGGCUUAGAGCAAGGGAGUAAUCUUCUCUCAGUUGAAUUUUAUCAGACAUCAGAAAGGGUGAAGCCAAGACGAACUAUUGGAGAACCUGACCAGAGCAGAUGGAUACCUGCAGUAGACCUGAAUGGGACAGUUACACAGGUGAACCUACAACUUCAACAUUGGACCCCUGACACUCUGGAGGAAAACGGAUUCAAGUUUUGCAGCCCAGCCAGGCCUGGUUGCUUCUCAUGCUCUGGGAUAAGUAAAUUCCUCUGUCUGUGAUCUUAUUGGCAGAAAGAAGAGGCCCAUGGAUCUGCAUGAAGAAUGCAGGUGUGUGCUCUGGAGGCUGGAGCCUGUUCUGCCUUCAGUGCAAAUGCCUUCAGGGUGGAGCGUGGCCCUGAGCCUGGGAGGAGGCCAAAGACCUGUCACUCCCUGCUUCCUCAACACUUUCCUCCCCAUUCUUUUUCCAUUUCAGGUCUCAGGUGUGGUGCAGGGAGAACUAGUCCAGUCCACACAGCUGAGGACCUAGGGCGCCCAUCUUGUACAUCCGUAAAUCACAGGGAAGGAUUUCAACUGCUCUGGCUGGUUUGUGGACCAAACAUUCGUUCAUCUGCCUCCAAACUGCCCCAGUGCUCUGCUUCGCUCCCAUUCCUCUUCCUGAAGUGGCUUCUUGGGCUCAGAGACGACAUUCCCUUUAACUUCCAGAAGCUGGAGAAGGAAAUGGACUCAGUGAUGGCUGAGGAUGUGGCUGUGGUCUUUAGCCAGGAAGAAUGGGCUUUGCUGGAUGUUGCUCAGAGGAAGCUCUACAGAGAUGUGAUGAUGGAAACCUUCAGAAAUCUGGCUUCAGUAGUCUCUCUAAAGUUUAAUGAUGAAGAAAAGUUAUCCAGUGAACAUAUAGUGGUGCAACUCAUGAAGAAUAACACCUGGUCGUCCAUGUUAGGAGAAGUCUGCGACCAAUUGCAUGGCAAUAAAGAUCAGCAUAAAAGCCAGGGGAGACAUAUGAGAAGUCCUACAGUAGAGAACCUCUGUGAAAGUAAUGAAGACAAUCAGUGUGGGAAAAGCUGCCAGACUCCAAAUCUGACUGUGAUGAAAAGAAAUCCUGCAGAAGAAAAUCCUUUUGAAUGCUGUGAGUGUGGAAAAGUUUUCAAGGACCAUUCAUCACAUAACUAUCAGACCAGACCUCACACCAGAUGCAACCCCUGUCAGUGUAAGGAACACGGAAAAGUUUGCAGUUGUCCCUCUCACCUACGCACUCCUUUGAGAACUCUUAUUAGAAAGAAACCCCAUAAACGCAAGGUAUGUGAGAAGGAUGUCAUUUCUGUCUCAACCCUUAAGAAUCCUGUGACAACGCUCACUGGUGAGAAACGCUAUGAAUGUAAGGAAUGUGGGAAAGAUUUGUAUAGAUUCUCAUCCUUUUGGACACACGUGAGAAGUAAUCAGGAAAGUAGAGAAUGUUGUAAAACCUAUAGCCGUCCUUCAUCUGUUAUUUUACAUAAAAAAUCUCAUGACAGAGGUAAGCCUUAUGAAUGUAAAGAAUGUGGGAAAGCCUUUAGUGAUGCCACAUCACUCACUCAACAUGUAAGAACUCACUGUGAAGAGAGGGCUUAUGAAUGUAAGGAUUGUGGGAAAGCCUUUAGUCGGACCUCAGACUUCACUAAACAUAUAAGAACUCACACUGGAGAGAGACCAUAUGCAUGUAAGGAAUGUGGGAAGGCCUUUAGUUCUUCCUCAUACCUCACUACACAUACAAGAACUCACAGUGGAGAGAGGCCAUAUGAAUGCAAGGAAUGUGGGAAGGCCUUCAGUCAGUCAUCACACCUCACUACACAUAGAAAAACUCAUAAUGGGCAGAGGCCUUAUGAAUGUAAAGAAUGUGGGAAAGCCUUUAGUUUUUCCUCAUCCCUCACUCAACAUAUAAGAACUCACAGUGGAGAGAAACCGUAUAAAUGUAAACAAUGUGAAAAAGCCUUUACUUGUUCCUCUCAUCUCACUCAACAUAUAAGAACUCACAGUGGGGAGAGGCCUUAUGAAUGUAAGGAAUGUGGGAGAGUAUUUCGUUAUUCGUCAGCCCUUGCUGCACAUAAAAGAACUCACAGUGGAGAGAAACCUUACAAAUGUAAGGAAUGUGGGAAAGCUUUCAGUCGUUCUUCAUCCCUCAUUGUACAUAUAAGAACUCACAGUGGCGAGAAGCCUUAUGAAUGUAAAGAAUGUGGGAAAUUCUUUAGGCAAGCCUCAGACCUCCGUACACAUAGAAGAAUUCACAGUGGAGAGAGGCCUUAUAAAUGUAAGGUGUGUGGGAAAGCUUUCAGUCAGUCACCACACCUCACUAUACAUAUAAAAACUCACAAUGGACAGAAGCCUUAUGAAUGUAAGGAAUGUGGGAAAGCCUUUAGUUGUUCUUCAUCCCUCACUCUACAUACAAGAACUCACAGUGGAAUAAGACCUUAUAAAUGUAAGGAAUGUGGGAAAUCCUUUAGGUAUUCCUCAAACCUUGCUUCACAUAUAAAAUCUCAUAGUGGAGAGAAGCCUUAUGCAUGUAAAGAAUGUGGGAAAGUCUUUAGUUAUUCAUCUGGCCUCACUACGCAUAAAAGAACUCACAGUGGAGAGAUGCCUUUUGAAUGUAAAAACUGUGGAAAAGUCUUUAGGCAAGUCUCACACCUCACUUCACAUAUGCGAAUUCACAGCGGAGAGAGGCCUUAUGAAUGUAUGGAAUGUGGGAAGACUUUUAGGCAUUCAUCACACCUUACUAUACAUAGAAGAACUCACAGUGGAGAGGCCUUACGAGUUUAAGGAAUGUGGGAAAACUUUUAGUCGUUUCUCACACCUUCAUAUAUAAGAACUCACAGUGGAGAGAUUGUCAAAAGUGGGAUGAUUCAUCCCUAUUGCUGUAAUUUCAAAGAGCUAAUUUUCGAAAGUUUGCAAUUAAGAACAAAGUUUCUCUGUAAGAAAGCAAUACUAAAAGAAUGAGUCAUUAUAGUCACUUUGUGCCUUUGGGAGAAAUGCCAGUUUUAUUGUAUUUGCGUGUCCUCAUCGUUGUUUGUUACUUUCUUAGUACAAGCUGAACUUUACUUUUCUGAAAGUCUUUGGUUAUUACAAAUAAGCCUGCAAGGAACAGCCUUGAGUAAAUGUUGUUUUGUUUUUUACUGUUUUUAUUGAUGCUAUUUUGUAUACAAUUAAAUACAUUUGCUUUGUAUAUGUUGUAUAUUUUAUUUUCACAUUGAUCAUGUUUCCUUCCCCUAUUUUCUAUUUUAAGUGUAACUAUUUUGGCAUUUAUGAUUAGUAAUUUCUCAUAGGGCGAUGCUUUGAGACUAUAUUUUUUUACAAUACCGUGACCAACUUUUAGUAUGUAUUGGUAAUUCUGUGGUGUUUACAACAUGGUGUUUUUUGACCCAGUCAUUUCUUCUAUGUUUAUUAGAAUCGUGGAAGAAAUGGCUUUCCUUUCUCUUCCUGUUAUUAAAUUGUUUAGAGCAGUACAGCCCCGAAUUACAAAUGAGUUCCUUUCGUACGCUUGUGUUUUAGUCGAAUUUGUACAUAAGUUAGAAGAGUUAGGUACAGUUCAUAUUUAAGCUCAGUCAAAUAUUUGUUAGUAUGUAGUGUAUAGCAUGCCUUUCUAUUCAUAAAAGUCAUUAAAGAGGACACUUCUAGGUACGCUAAAAUAACAUUAACACAGUAAUAACAUUCUGUUGUUUUAAAGUAACUCAUUUGUUAAUAGGAAUCUUUGUGGCUUCAUUGGAUUUUCUCUUGCUAUGCCCUCACCCCCAACGUGGGGAGGCGGGACUACCACCUGCAUUGGCAUGGUGCAUGCAUACCAUCACCAUGAGGUGGGACAGUAGGGAGGAUAGGUAAGCACUGAGCAUGGACCCUGCCCAUGUGUAGCUCCUCACGUGAUGUUGCUGGGGGUGUCAUCUUCUACCUGGCUCCAAGCUUUGAGACCAAGUGGCAGCCACCAUGUGACCACUGAGAAAAGGCUGCGUGGUUUGAAUUCCUGCAGGAGGGAUUCCUAAUUUUUAAUAGGUUUUACGGGGUUUAGUUCAUGAAUACAGAUUGACUGUAUGUACAUAAGUUCAUAACUCCAGGACUGCCUGUAUAGGCUAAUCCGUAUUUCUUUUCUUGCUGAAAUUGUCCCAAGUUUUGUUAUGUGGAGCUCCCUUAAGUGGGUUUCUGUAUUUUUUUCUACAUGUCCCUAUUAUUUGUAGAUUACUUUCUGCCAGUUUUCAAGACUAACCUUUUUUUAAAUUCUGCUUUAGGUGAAAGUUUAUACAGUUAAAGUUGAUUUCUCAUACAAAAAUAUAUGCAUAUAUGUGACCCUAGUUGCAAUCCUUAUAAUGUGACAGCACAUUCCCUCUUUCAUCCCAUGUUUACUGUGUCCAUUCAACCAGCUCCUAUCCAUUUCUGCCGUUUCAUCUUGCCCCCGGACAGGAGCUGCCCAUUUAGUUUUGUGUAUCUACUUGAACUAAGAAGCA
Trichechus manatus latirostris (Florida manatee) is the source of this 6018-nucleotide messenger RNA. RefSeq names its product zinc finger protein 709-like. Gene Ontology annotation, cellular component: nucleus. The record is from RefSeq and is a predicted model, not a curated record. Bases 1880 to 4345 code for a protein of 821 amino acids. NCBI's taxonomy places the organism in Eukaryota, Metazoa, Chordata, Mammalia, Sirenia, Trichechidae. Gene Ontology annotation, biological process: regulation of transcription by RNA polymerase II. The transcript has 5 exons. Gene Ontology annotation, molecular function: RNA polymerase II cis-regulatory region sequence-specific DNA binding; DNA-binding transcription factor activity, RNA polymerase II-specific.